Messenger RNA from Armigeres subalbatus, 2133 nucleotides. It is a transcript of the gene Trxr1, whose product is annotated as thioredoxin reductase 1, mitochondrial. Gene Ontology annotation, molecular function: thioredoxin-disulfide reductase (NADPH) activity; glutathione-disulfide reductase (NADPH) activity; flavin adenine dinucleotide binding. The record is from RefSeq and is a predicted model, not a curated record. Gene Ontology annotation, biological process: cellular response to oxidative stress; cell redox homeostasis; glutathione metabolic process. NCBI's taxonomy places the organism in Eukaryota, Metazoa, Arthropoda, Insecta, Diptera, Culicidae. Gene Ontology annotation, cellular component: cytosol; mitochondrion. The coding region runs from base 254 to 1819 and encodes 521 amino acids. The transcript is spliced from 3 exons.
UUCGCUCGUUGUGAUUGCUCCGGUUUACAUCGGCCAAGUUCGGUUCGAUGAUAGUAAAGUAUUCUGUUUGUGGAUUGUUUUGAUUGGAAGAUAAAAGCUCGGAUAAGAGAAUUGUGUCAUAGCUGUUCUGUAAUUAUGCAUGAUAACAAAAGAAUCCAAUAGCUGGAUAGGUGAAAAAUCAGGUUGUUACAGUUGAGUGAGGUGGAAAGUUUCGUAAGAGCGAUAAACCGAAGUAAACGCAGUGCAGCACGAAAUGUCACUUCUUGUCGCACGACGUGUUGGCAAUUUAAUAAGUGUGCGUUACGCAAGGCUUUUGAGCACGCACACCACGCUGUUGGCGAAGGAAAAUUUCGACUAUGAUCUCGUCGUAAUCGGCGGUGGAUCCGGUGGCUUGGCCUGCGCCAAGGAAGCCGUGCAAUUCGGCGCCAAGGUCGCGGUACUGGAUUUUGUCAAGCCCUCCCCUCAGGGCACCAAGUGGGGUCUCGGUGGUACCUGCGUGAACGUGGGAUGCAUUCCCAAAAAGCUAAUGCACCAGGCUUCCCUGUUGGGUGAAGCUAUUCAUGAUGCGCAGCCCUACGGAUGGAAGUUUGCCGAUCCGGAAUCGGUAAAACACGAUUGGAAUGCUCUGACCGAGUCGGUGCAGAAUCACAUCAAGUCCGUCAACUGGGUUACUCGAGUUGACCUGCGGGACAAAAAGGUGGAAUACGUUAACGGGCUUGGACACUUCAAGGAUGCCCAUAACGUAGUGGCUGUGAUGAAGAAUCAAACCGAACGGGUGCUGAAUGCUAAGCAUGUAGUUAUCGCCGUCGGUGGACGACCCCGGUAUCCCAACAUCCCCGGAGCUGUCGAGUACGGAAUUACUAGCGAUGAUAUCUUCAGCUUACCAAAUGAGCCUGGCAAGACGCUGGUCGUUGGUGCUGGUUACAUCGGAUUGGAGUGCGCAGGUUUCCUCAAAGGAUUCGGUUAUGAUGCCACCGUGAUGGUUCGAUCGAUUUUGCUGCGCGGUUUUGAUCAGCAAAUGGCUACCAUGGUUGGAGAUGCUAUGAUUGAGAAGGGAAUUAAAUUCCUGCACAAAACUCAGCCACAAUCUGUUGAGAAGCAAGCCGAUGGUCGUCUACUGGUAAAAUAUCGUGCUGAUGAUGGCACCGAAGGAUCCGAUGUGUACGAUACCGUUCUGUUUGCCAUUGGUCGUACCGCAUGUACUGAAGACCUUAAGCUGAAUCAGGCUGGUGUUACCACUGCCGAAAGCGGAAAGUCCGAUAAACUCGAUGUGGACAGUUUCGAGGCGACUAACGUUGCGAACAUUUUUGCCGUUGGCGAUGUUCUGUACAAGAAACCAGAGCUGACGCCAGUUGCCAUUCACGCUGGCCGCCUGUUGGCCCGUCGAUUAUUCAAUAACCAAACUGAUAUCAUGGAUUAUGCUGACGUUGCAACCACGGUUUUCUCACCUCUAGAGUACGGCUGUGUUGGUCUGAGCGAAGAGGAUGCCGAAGCGAGAUUCGGCAAAGACAAGGUCGAGGUUUACCAUGCUUACUACAAACCAACGGAAUUCUUCGUUCCACAACGUAGCGUACGGUAUUGCUAUCUUAAAGCGGUUGCACUGCUGGAAGGCGACCAGAAAGUUUUGGGUCUCCAUUUCUUGGGUCCGGUUGCUGGAGAAGUUAUUCAGGGCUUUGCGGCUGCUUUGAAAUCUGGCCUCACCAUGAAGAUUCUUAAGAACACCGUCGGUAUUCACCCCACCGUUGCCGAGGAGUUCACUCGACUGUUGAUCACCAAGAGUUCCGGGCUGGAUCCCACUCCCGCUACGUGCUGCAGUUAAAAACUGUAAACUAUCACCAACUCGAACAAAACAUUUGCCUUUCGAUGCUCGUGUAUUGUUGUAUUAAUUAUAAUCACAGGACAGGUCCCAAUCAAAUUGGGACGCUUAUUACCUGUCGAUAGAACUUACCACUAAACUAGCAAACUAUUUGAUUAUUUAAAUCACGUGCUAAAUUGUAGGACUGCAUUGAACAUUCUAAAACAGGUAAGCAUACAAAGUUCUUGGAAUGCAAUGGGCUUUGCGUAGCAGUAUGUCACUUUUGUGUAAUUCUUAAUGUCACAAGAAAGAAGAUCAAUAAAAUCAUUAAGUAAGAA